GACUCGGCCCUUGUGAGCCAGUCCUGCACUUACUGACCUUCAGGACCCUGUCCUCCCUCACCCAGACAGACUCAGCUUCCUCCAUGUGGAAAAGGACAGAGAAGACUGGGAGAGGCUGGCCAUGAGCCCCUGGCCCUCCACCCUCCUGGGCCUCGUGCUCUGCCUGGUCCAGACGAUCCACAUGCAGGAUGGGCUCCUGCCCAAACCCUCCCUCAGGGUCCAGCCAGGCCUUGUGGUCCCCCGGGGACAGCCUGUGACCUUCGUGUGCCAGGGCCCAGCUUGGGCUGAGUUCUACCACCUGGAGAAGGAAGGAAGACGCGUCUUCCUUUAUCACAAAGGUGUGUCUCAAGAGGGUCUGCCUGUGACAGAGGCCAGAUUCCACAUCCCCGCGGUGAGUGAUAUGACUGCAGGGAGUUACCGCUGCCUCUAUGAACAGGUGGAUGAGAGGCCGUCUCAGCCCAGUGAGCCCCUGGAGCUGAAGGUGACAGAGGAGGACUUCUCCACUCUGCACUCAGGCCCCGCCUCCCGGGAUUACACGGUGGAGAACAGCAUCCGCUUGGGCCUGGCAGGCGUGGUCUUGCUGAUCCUGGUGGCGAUUCUGGUGUAAGCUGGGCUCAGUCAGCGCAGGUCCCCACAGGGACCACAGGAAUAUACACAAGGGAACCCCCCAGAGAGAGGGGACCCCAGGACCCCAGCACGGAGCACCCAGCGUUGCCUCCCCCCACCCCCAGGCACCCAGCUGGGUGCUCCCAGAGCCGUGCCCGCUGUUGUUCAAGGACAAGAGAACCCAGGCCCACGUGGGUUAGGAUGCUUGGCCUCAACCUCUUAUCUUCCCAGGACCUUUGAGAGGAGUCAUCUUGAUUGACAGGCAGACAGACAGGGCAGUGCCCCAGGGGAAACAAAGGCAGGUGGAAGGGAGGCAGGGCAGACACUGCCACGUGAGCCAGCCUAACCACAGAAGCCAACCACGCAGAAAUAACAGGAUGAUUUUAGACUCAGAGGGGAGACACGUGCAACUAGGAAGGGGCUGCAACAUGAAGGUGAGCUGAGGCAUAGGAACCA
Messenger RNA from Myotis brandtii (Brandt's bat), 1062 nucleotides. RefSeq names its product leukocyte-associated immunoglobulin-like receptor 2. The transcript has 4 exons. Lineage: Eukaryota; Metazoa; Chordata; Mammalia; Chiroptera; Vespertilionidae. Bases 122 to 607 code for a protein of 161 amino acids. The record is from RefSeq and is a predicted model, not a curated record.